AUGGAGGAACGGCUUCAAGUUUCUGCGAAACAGCAUCCUGAACUCCAACAACUACGGCAACAUAUUCGAAGUUGCUUCGAAAAUAUCUCUUGUUUCCUGAUGCCUUAUCCUGGAAUCAAAGUUGCCACCAAUCCAUCUUUCAAUGGAUCGCUUGCAGGUAAAAAUUAUUCUAAGGUAAUGCUACUGGAUCACCAGCAAACUUUUCCAGACAUCGACCCCAAGUUCCAAGAACAGCUGCGGAUUAUGGUACCAGCCUUACUUGAUUCAAAAAGUUUAUCGAUGAAGGAAAUCAACGGUCACAAAGUGACUUGCCGAGAACUGGUUGAAUAUUUCAAAUCGUACAUGAAGAUCUUCCAAGGACAAGAUUUACCGGAACCUAAGUCCAUGCUCAUGGUUCGUUCUUUUCCAGUUUUUAUCUGACC
Molecule: messenger RNA, 422 nt
Organism: Cylicostephanus goldi
Lineage: Eukaryota; Metazoa; Nematoda; Chromadorea; Rhabditida; Strongylidae
Source: the annotation of a GenBank genome assembly